Molecule: messenger RNA, 3786 nt
Organism: Teleopsis dalmanni
Lineage: Eukaryota; Metazoa; Arthropoda; Insecta; Diptera; Diopsidae
Gene: Dif
Product: embryonic polarity protein dorsal
Exons: 6
Coding region: 562-3627 (1021 amino acids)
Biological process (GO): regulation of DNA-templated transcription; response to cytokine; non-canonical NF-kappaB signal transduction
Cellular component (GO): cytoplasm
Molecular function (GO): DNA binding; DNA-binding transcription factor activity
Source: RefSeq, a predicted model, not a curated record
UAUUACAUGCAUAGCAAAAUACGGUUGUGUGCGGCGACGGUUUUUCGCUUCAUUUUGCUUUACACCAGAUCGAAUGAUGGUGUGGUGAUGGUGAUGGUGUUGGUGAUUUUGUCUUGAGGGGGUUACGACUUUAGUGACCGUUUAAAAUUUAGUUGAAAACUAAUUUUGAAAGCUGAUUGACGCCGAGUCUAGUAACGUCGGAAUUUUAUUUUUAAAUUAAGCUUGAACCGCUGAGAACGCGUAUAGCUUGUUUAAAUGGAAUCGCGUGUUUGCUACGGAACAAUAAUUAAUUCAAUAAAUUAUAAGAAACAAUGAUUUUGGUGUUUAUAAACAAAAAAAUUAACAAAAUAAAAAUUGCAAAUUAUUUUUAAAUUAAAAUUAUAUUAAAAAUUCGCUAUAGCUGUGAAUGUGUUCUCGAAUGCAUUAGUGAACUGAUUCGGGCAUUUUUAUAUUUUUUGCUAAUAAAAAGAAAAGAUUAAUUAAUAAAAUUAAAUAAGUUAAUUAGAAUCAAACAAAUCUCUGUGGUCCGUUCUUUGGCAUUGCACAAACCAAAGAGGCGAAAUGGAGCCAACCGAAGCUAAUAUUGAUAACAUUUCGCGCAUGGAAAGUGACGACGACAAUGUUGGAUUAAGUGAUAUUAUUGAUAUUUUAAACACUCUUGAUAACCAAAGCAUAGAUAUUAAUGGAGCAUCCACAGCACAAACAGAACCACAAAUGAACGCAGUGUUAACAUCUUUAAUGAACGCAUCAUCUCCAAGUUCCCCAACCAAUAUGCAGUCGCCGGUGUUUACACAAGGAUCACAACAAAAUCUACAAAACAAAUCCGCACCAAAACCAUUCAUUAAUAUUGUGGAACAACCAGCUACAAAGGCACUCAGAUUUCGUUAUAAAUGUGAGGGACGUUCGGCCGGUUCUAUACCUGGCCUGAAUUCUACACCCGAAAAUAAAACGUAUCCCACUAUUGAAAUAGUGGGAUAUAAAGGUGAUGUUGUCAUAGUUGUAUCAUGUGUUACAAAGGAUCCGCCAUAUAGACAACAUCCACAUUAUUUGGUGGGCAAAGAUGGUUGCAAAGAUGGUAUAUGUACCCUUGUCUUAAGCGGCGAACCUCUGCGAGCAGUUUUCUCUAAUUUAGGUAUACAAUGUGUGAAGAAAAAUGACAUCAAAGCUGCAUUGGAAGUACGUGAGCGUCUACAAGUGGAUCCAUUUAAAACGAAAUUCGGACACAAAGAUCAACCGGCGAGCAUAGAUUUAAAUGUGGUACGUUUGUGUUUUCAGGCUUUUUUAAAAACUGAGUCAGGUGUGAAACCAUUACAACCUGUUGUAUCGGAACCAGUUUUUGAUAAAAAAGCUAUGUCAGACCUCGUCAUUUGUAGACUUUGUUGCUGUUCAGCAAAAGUAGGUGGCGGUGAUGAAAUUAUUUUGCUAUGCGAGAAGAUUGCCAAAGACGAUAUUAAGAUUAUUAAAAUAAGGUUUUAUGAGCUCAGCAACGAUAAUCAACUUGUAUGGGAAGAUUUUGCUGAAUUUCUACCUACAGAUAUACAUAAACAGACAGCUAUCGCAUUUAAAACUCCACGUUAUCACAAUCAAGACGUAUUAGAGAAAGCAAAGGUUUUUAUUCAAUUGGUGCGGCCGUCUGAUGGAGUUCAAAGUGAAUCUAUACCAUUCGAGUACCACCCAGAUCCAGGUAUGCGUACUUUUACGCGUCUGCGCCGUAAACUUAAACGUAAAGAAGAUUUAGAGAUUUUUCAGCAAAUACUUUCAAUGGAUAGUGAAACAACAGCUACCAAAUACUCUUGUCCACCAACGGAUCCAGAUGCUGACAAUGAAUUUAACGAUACUGUAUCUACUGAUAGUAGUGCCAGCAAGCCAAAUAGUUCAGACACAUUGAACGAAUACGAUGAAGCCGUAAAACGUCAUACUGAAAGCGAAACUGAUGGUGGCAAUGAAAGUGAGAAAAUUCGUGGCAUGGAAAUAGAGCUAGAGGUACCUCAAAUCAGUUAUCCAGCUGCUGAUGAGAGCACGCAAACAUCCACACCAAUGGAAGACAUAUUGAAAAGUCAACAACUGGAUACACCAAGGCAGUUGUCUACAGUAGAUAAGAUAACCAAUUGGAUGCGUUCUAGCGAAUUUGAACGUACAGAUAGUUUAACUGUGGAAAAUGGGGAUACUAUAUCGCUAAGUCCAGUAACAGUUUAUACCAAUGUUACCACCUUUUCAGCUAACAAUCAUACAACAAUCUCAACUGCAACAGAUGAAGAUAAAACAUUUAAUGAACUUAUGGAACAAGUUGCCGAGUAUGAUGAUAUGUUUGCUGAUUCCAUUUCAAGACGUGGCACUUUAGAUAAUCCCAUCAUUAAAGAAUUGCCAAUUGGUGGCGUAGCAGUUAACGAAGACGAAAUACCCACCGUUAUUGAAGGUUUUGCUGGUACAGCCAGCGCACAAGCUUCAAUUGAACUUGACGAAAAUUUUGAUGAGACCGCUACUUACACUAGUCUACAAAUUGCUUUUAAGAAUCCUGUGGAAAUACCCAUUGCUACUAAGAAAGAAUAUGCAACUGUACCUAACACAGGAGCAAUCGUUAAUGAAGAUGAUGGCUUAGUUGUGCUUACCAAUCCCCCAGCACCCAGAAUUAAAGUAAAUUCUGCGCAAACUCCACCAUCUCCACUUUCUCCGCCAUUGCCACCACGCACUCCUUCUCCUGUACCAGACCAAAAACUUCCACCUUUACCACCGAAGCGAAAAACAUCUCAAGAGCUUAGUGGCACAGAAAGACCACCACCAAAUGAUGCCAACAUGAGGACACGCAAUGGAAGCAUUACUUCACGACCACUUUCACAAAUCAUUAUAAUGCGAACACCUGAUCAGAGUCCAACAAAACGCCAAACGACACCCACAGCCUCUCCAAAAAAGAAGCAAGGAUUUUUUUCACGUUUGUUCUCACGACGUAAGAGUAAAAACGAAACAUCAAGCAUAGAUGAGACCAAUUCAAAGUCUGGAGGCUCUAAGGCGACAAGUCCCUCAGGUAGCCGUGAACCAAGUAUUGGACAUUUCUCACUCAACGAUCCUAAUCGCACUUCCAUACGUUCUGGCAUAUCAAUACCAAACAAUUCUCCUGGACUUAGUCCACAGAAUAGUACAAACGCCAAUAAAGGUAGCAAGCCGGUGGGACGAAGUGUGAGCAGCGUAUCUGGGAAACGACCGGCACAUCUUAAUGCUGAUGUCAUACAUAUACCACUCAAAGGCGAUAGCGCAAGUAGCUUGCCACAGCAGGAAGCCUACUCUAAUGCUAGUACCAUAACGUUUGGUCAUCAACUUGAUCGUAAAACAAUAAGUGCACUACAAUUGGCAGACAUACCAAUUAAUGAUGGAAACAUUGAAUUGGUGGCCAUUGCUGAUCGCCAGAGCAUUAAGAAUCUGUGCGAGGGCGCUUAUGGGGUUGUCCUUGAUCCUGAUGUUGAUUUGUCAGAGGCAGAACAUUUCGCAUUAUAUACAAGCGUGCCGCCCGUUCCCUCAAAUGCAAGUGAUUGUAUCGAUCAUUUAAACUAUCAAGAACAAAUCGAAAGUGGUCAACUGUUGUCGGUCAAUGAGAUAGCGCGACGGUUGGCGGAAGCUAAUGGUCUGCAGUGAAGAGUUAAUCGACAUAUAAGAAAUACAUAUAGAAAAAUCAUUAAUAAUAGCUACAGGCAAUAAUAACUACGACUCUUUCCUGCUUUUAAAAACUGUUAAACUGUCAUUAAACAAGCGAACGAAAUUCUGAAAAAUUCCCCUUUUAUAGAUUUAUUUUAU